CACUCCAAUCAGUUCAUGUCUGUUCAGUUCUGCUCAGAAUCUCUUAAAGGGGCCAGGGUUUUGGUCACGGGGGCCAGCACAGGUAUUGGUGAACAAAUGGCGUACCAUUACGCACGGUUUGGAGCUGAGAUUGUAAUUACAGCAAGAAGGGAAAAAGCCUUACAGCAGGUAGUGGAGAAGUGUCUGAGUCUUGGAGCCCAGAAAGCUCUGUAUAUAGCAGCAGACAUGGGGAGUGAGUCUGACCCUGACAAAGUGGUGGAUUUUGCUCUGGAGAAGCUGGGAGGCUUGGAUUACCUGGUUCUCAACCAUAUUGGUCCAACUCCCUUCAGCAUGUGGGAGGGGGAUGUGGAACACACCAGGUGGCUAAUGAAGGUUAAUUUCUUCAGCUAUGUUCAGAUGUCCUGGAAAACCUUGCCUUACCUUGAACAAAGUAAAGGAUCUCUGGUAAUUGUUUCUUCAGUUUUGGGUAAAAUGCCCAGUCCUUUUACAGCACCAUAUGCUUCAACAAAGUUUGCCCUAAAUGGUUUCUUCGGAUCUCUGUACCAUGAACUGGCUAUGAGGAGGAGCAACGUGUCAGUCUCUAUAUGCACACUGGGGCUUAUCGACACYGAAUCAGCUAUGGAGAAAGUCAGGGGAGUCACUAAAAUCCCAGCCUACCCUGCCACAGACGCAGCGCUGAGCAUCAUCAGAACYGGAGCCACAAGGCAACAGGAACUUUACUAUCCUUGGUUCACUCAGUUUCUGUCGUACAGCAAAGACUGGCUUCCUUCUGUAACYAACUUUGUCAUCCAGAACUCCUACAACUACAGUCCAUGAUGUUUGUGUAUCUGCAGCACACACCAUGGGGAUGCACAUCUUUAAUGGAUAUGGUGCACAGUCUUAGACUUUAUAAUAAAAUGCAUCUAAUGUCGGACCUUUUUACCUGUUUAUUUAUGAUAUGAUGAUAUCAUAUCGGGCAUAUGAUAUAUAUAGGCUUUUCUAACUUUAGUUAUUGUCUGCCAACUAUCCCAUCAAAGCUCCUAUAUUACUGAAGGUUUACCCAUAAGACAACACACGGGGGCAGCAUUUGUUAGAACCAUCUUUGUUUAUUCAUGCUUCACUAUUCUAUUUACUGUGUGCAUGUACCUAGAUGCUUGUAUAAAGUAAGAUUAAAUAAGGUGUAGUCACCCUGUACUCUAAAGAUGAUUAGGAGAUCCAUAUACCAGACAAAGUAUUACAUGUGAGUUAUUAAAUAAGUGAAGUCUCUAAAACUGACACCCGGGAAUGAUGUCCUUGAGCAUACAGACAGUGAAAAAUUGUGCAAUAAACAGAAGUAGUAACAAGAAAUACUGAAUAAAAACACAAAAACAGUAUGUAACUAGAAGUAAUGCAAUAUAUGCACAAUUUACGUAUUUAGAAUUGUAAUGUUUAAACAUAGAGUGCAGUGCAGUGUUCACUUGCUGAAUCAAUAAAGUUGACAUUUUGAAAUGCUAA
Austrofundulus limnaeus is the source of this 1473-nucleotide messenger RNA. RefSeq names its product hydroxysteroid 11-beta-dehydrogenase 1-like protein. The record is from RefSeq and is a predicted model, not a curated record. Gene Ontology annotation, cellular component: intracellular membrane-bounded organelle. Gene Ontology annotation, molecular function: oxidoreductase activity. Bases 16 to 816 code for a protein of 266 amino acids. The transcript has 6 exons. Lineage: Eukaryota; Metazoa; Chordata; Actinopteri; Cyprinodontiformes; Rivulidae.